AUAAAGACGAAUAUAUUAAUACGUGUUAAGAGUUCAUAUUCCGACUGCAGUGACCCCAACACAGUGAACAGAGGACAAGUAAGACAAGUAAAUCAAAACUUAAUAUAAAUUAUUACAUUCUGUCAAAGUUCAUUCCAAAAAGCCGUUUUAUUUAUACGAUGGACUGCCUGUCUCUUGCCGAGCCAAUAGCCAAACUUAUUUAAGGAGAGAUAAAACCGCAGCUACUCUGGAAAACUGGACCGUGGGUCGAGCGUAACCUUUUUUUUUUCAUGUCUGUCUCGCUGAACGAUAUAAAAUCCCGCGCUAUUCGACAAGACCAGCACAUGAAGCGUAUGGGUUUUCACUUUUGCAUCGUCUCUCCUUGUUCCCGAGGCGACAACCUUGUUAUUUGUUCACAACGGAUUGCUAAUACACGAACAGAGGGCAGUAACAACUGCUUGGGACACGUUCAAGUGUUAAAGUAUAAGUGUUAGAUCUAGAUCGGUUCUUCGUCUGAGUCGGCACCGUAACUAUUACCAAAGCAACUCAGCAGUGCGCGACUGUUCCGUGAUUAAGCAAUCCAUGGUGAAAUCUACCUGGAGAGUAUUUUAACAAUCAUCAGUGUACUCGUUGAGAAAAUAAAAGCUGUCAAAAUUCUUCGAGAAAAGGAACAGCGCAUAAAGACAAGCACAAACUAACAGGGUACCGUUUGAAUGUCUGAAAAGGACGGAAGAUCUUAAAUCUUCAACAUAACCACAGUUUCUUUUAUUUAAAAUUCCAAGAAAACGAGUAGGCCUAAAUCUUUUAUACAGACUUGUUAACAUUUAAGGGUUUGCCAGCGAUUAACGCAAGGAAUUUUAUCAUUGAUUCCAUAUUAGACUCGGUUACCUCUAAGAGCUGUGGGUUAACUUCAAGCUUUUCUCUAAGCUGUUAAAACAGGGUCAGAACCUGUUUGAUCCGAUGAAAUGAUGUUAUUCAUCGUGCGCGUUUCUGUCACAAUUUAGAAAUACAAAACACACGCAGCACAACAACACGGACAGUUAAGUUGAUUUUGCUCAUAACUUGAAGGCGGUUUCUAAUCGGCACGGAAUAACUCGGCUGGAAAACAAUUAAACUAAGGAGUGGUGCUAUUAAGCCUCGUCAAAAUGGCUAGUGAGAAAAAGAUAAGGGCAUCUUCCAGCGGAGAUUCUCACGCACAGGCCGUUGAUGCCCUGCUACAGAUUAUGUGGAAUACCAAGACCUUCACUUUGGUCCAGUUUAUCUUUAUCAGCAGUUGUUACAUCCCCACGGCUUUUCAGCUCUUCUGCAAUAUCUUCAGUGCCCGUCCCGUGAAAUACGAAUGUUCUCAGUGGAACGAAACACAAAUCUUACAGAGAUAUUCAAAUGACAGCUCUGUCAAUGUCACAGCCACUGCCUGCAGCGCUGAAAUAACGGAUGGUCAGACAGGGAUUGUGCUGAGUCGGCUUGAUUGUACUGCCUGGACCUACCCCGAAGGCCGAGGAAUCUCGCUCGUCUCUGACGUAAGCAUUUAUUGUUUAUUGUUUGUUUAUUACUUGCUCUUUAAAGCACUUUUGUACCUGUAA
Messenger RNA from Aplysia californica (California sea hare), 1562 nucleotides. RefSeq lists its product as uncharacterized. The transcript has 4 exons. Lineage: Eukaryota; Metazoa; Mollusca; Gastropoda; Aplysiida; Aplysiidae. The record is from RefSeq and is a predicted model, not a curated record. The coding region runs from base 1125 to 1562 and encodes 145 amino acids.